Molecule: messenger RNA, 1371 nt
Organism: Cyprinodon tularosa
Lineage: Eukaryota; Metazoa; Chordata; Actinopteri; Cyprinodontiformes; Cyprinodontidae
Gene: preb
Product: prolactin regulatory element binding
Exons: 9
Coding region: 1-1287 (428 amino acids)
Biological process (GO): protein secretion
Cellular component (GO): endoplasmic reticulum membrane
Molecular function (GO): guanyl-nucleotide exchange factor activity; protein binding; GTPase activator activity
Source: RefSeq, a predicted model, not a curated record
AUGGGAAAGAAGAAGGUGCUUGAUCUGUAUAGAGCUCCAUUUCCACUUUACAGCGUCAAAGUGGAUGCAGCUACAGGGCUUGUGAUAACAGCAGGAGGCGGGGGUGCCUCAAAGACAGGAAUACAAAAUGCUGUGCAUUUUUUGGAUCUGAAGAUGGUUGGAGAAAAUCAGUACAGCUCCAGUCUUCUUCACUCUCAUAAUACAGACAAACGCGCUACUAUGAACAUGGCUGUGGGUGACGGUGUGAUUGCUGCUGGACAGGACGGCACAUGUAGCCUCAUGAAGUUUAACCUCUGCCGACAGAAAGAAGACAGAUCGGAUCACAAAGAUGGGAACACCCCUGAACUCAGUAAUGCCAGACGGAGACCUGGGAAAGCAGACAAAGGCAACCUCAAUAAACCUGCUGCAACUGGAGACAAGUCGGAUAUGAGAGAUGAGACAGAUCUUAUCACCGUGACCAAUUUAGCUGAAGUGCUCUCGGACCUUAACCCAAACGAUCCUCUUCAGAAAGUUGUCAGAUUUAGUCCUGACAUGAAGCUUCUGCUGACUGGAGGUACAGAUGGAUUCAUCAGAGUUUGGGAGUUUCCAUCCCUCAAGAAACAGUUUGACUUUAAAGCACAUGAAGAGGAGAUUGAAGACCUGGAUAUGAGCGUAGAAAGCAAGCUUCUUGUGACUGUUGGGCGAGACUUUACCUGCACUGUAUGGAGUGGCAACCAAAUGAUUACAGGUCUAAAGUGGUGUGAAACCAUGCCUCAUAUUUCUGAAAAGUCAUAUCGAUAUAUGGCAUGCAGGUUUGGAAAUGGUGAGGAGGAGAAAGAUGCACUAAGGCUUUACACAGUGCAAAUCCCUCAUAAGCGACACAAAAAUCCUCCUCCUUGCUAUAUCACAAAGUGGGAUGGCAAGAUCUUUCUACCCAUGUUAACAUCUCACUGUGGCACUGAAGUUAUUUCCAGUCUCGCUGUCAGUGACUCUGGAAAGUUUCUUGGCCUUGGCACAGUUACGGGAUCGGUAGCAAUUUAUAUUGCUUUCUCUCUACAGAAGCUGUACUAUGUCAAUGAGUCACAUGGCAUUGUUGUGACCGAUCUAGCAUUUUUGCCUGACUUCCUGAAAGGCCAAAGUAUCAAAGGCAGUAACAAAACAGCAAUGCUAAGUGUAGCUGUGGAUAGUCGUUGUCAAAUACAUGCUGUUACCAAAGGAAGACCCAUUCCUGUCUGGCUGCUCUUCUGCGGGUUCAUAUUUGUCGGUUUGCUCUUUUUUUUACAGUUCCACUUUCAGUUGUUUCUCUAAAGGAUGCAUAUUAUCAGUGAAUAACCUUUUGUUUGCAACAGCAGCCUUUUUUUUAACACAAUAAAAUCUGAAGGACCAAAAGCA